UAGUCAUUUGAAAAAAUUGAACAGAAUAACAAUACAAUCUUGUUUUCUUUGUCUCAUACUUAAAAUCAAAGUCGAUUGAAUUGUCAAAUGAUUUUGUGCUUCAGACUUCGAUGCGAACGAGGGAUACAACACAAAGGAACAUAAAAUGAAUGCUCACAGUCGUACGUCCAGCGAAAUAGAAACAGUUCCAUAUUCUGAUAUUUUGCCAGUAUUUACGCCGCAAUUUUGCAGAGAUUUUGAAUUCAAGGAUGUGCAACACUUCUUGAAAGAUUUACUGAAGCCUGAAGAAUUUCGUUACAUUGCCAAAGAAGAAGGCAAAGCUCAGAUAUUCCAUAUGCUAUGGGUUCUGCAAAAUAAGAGCGAUGCAGAUAUCAUGAGUUUUUUGAAUUGUAUCGCUUAUGAUUACAAAUGGAUUGUUGAUGAAAUUAAAAACGCUUUGCGCGAUCACAGCUCUGUUACUGAAGAAUAUUUGGAGACAUUAAAAAGAAUACGUAAUGAUCAUCAGAAUUUUACGGAUUUCAAUGUACAUCGCACUAAACCUUUUAUGAAAUUGCGUGCGGCCUUGCGUUCUUUAAACCCGAAAAUUGGACUUGCGAGUGUCGUUCUUCUCGGUGAACUAGGCAGUGGUAAAAAAUGGUUGGCUUUAGAUGUCUGCUCCGAAUUUACUGUUCUACAAGCCAUGAAUUUUAAAAUAUUUCAUAUUGAUACGAAAUAUUGCGAUAGUCCUGAUGAGGAUUUACAUGCUUUGAAUACUCUAAUGCUGAAACUUAAUCCAAAUCAUCAUUUUACACUUGAAGGUCCUUCAAAAAUUUCAUAUAAGAUACUGCAUUUGCAAGAACGGUUACGUGAACUUCUAAAAGCUAAGCAAUUUCUCAAUUGUCUUUUGGUUUUGACAAAUGUGCAAAAUAUUAAAACACUGGAAGCGUUUAACUUGGGUUGCAAACGUUUGAUAAUUACGCGCAAUAAGAAAGUAAGCGAAAAACUAUCUACUAAAACGAAUAAGCAUUUCAACUUGGAAGAAGGCUUGAGUUUUACUGAGUUUCGUUUGCUGUUGGACAAAUACAUUAAAAAGUAUGAUUGGCGAGAGUUUGCUACCACAAACGAAACCGAUAUCUAUUAUCUUAGUAAUGGCGAUCCAUAUUUAUUGAGCAUCAUAGCAAAACAUCUGCGUGAAAAAAAAUCAAAUUGGUUUCAAUGGAAGAAAUACCUAGAGAAUUUACAGAUACCGGACAAAAAAUUUAAACGCGACAUUGAAACAUCCUUAGAAGUUCUAACACAGGAGCAAAUGCGACGGUAUGCGGUGUUUGCAAUUUUUCCCCACUGCGUCGGCAUACCUGUUAAGUUAAUAGCAAACUUAUGGCGGACAUCAAUACAUGACGCCGAAGAAAUAGUUUAUAUAUUCUACAAGUAUUCAGUUAUCAAAACGGAUCUGGACGAUAACGAUACAAUGACUUGUCACUUAAGGUUUGCUUACAGUUCUUACCUAAAAACUAGUCCUACUAUACAGUCGCUUAUUAAUCAAUUGGAAUUACAUCGAGAAAUCGUGAAAUAUUACAAAGUUCAUCAAUGUCUUGAAUUUCGUUCUGAGGUGGAUUUAUUUUGCGAUAAACCUUUGCAUGAUAAGUAUUUCUUCAAGUACAUCGGUUUUCAUCUACUGGGUGCUGAGUAUUUUGAUUUAUUCCCCAAAUUAUAUUUCGAUUUUGGUUUCUUGGAGCAAAAGAUGCGGUCGGUGGGCUUACUUUCUUCUGUGGCUGAUUUAAAAGAUUACAAACGUGAAAUUACAAGUUAUGAUAUGUCUCGCGCUCCAAAUUUGUUUAAGCAUAUUAUUGAUUUUUUGGCUAAAGUGGAGGAAAAAAUAUAUCACAUUGCCGAUACUUGUUUAUUACAAUACGCUCUAAUGUCCGAAGAGCCAAUACAAAAUUUAGCAUUGAAACAAAUUUCUCAAUUUCCACGCCGCGCAUGGUUUCUAGAAAGAGGUAAUUUCCAUCAGAGACGUUUCAUCGUUAAUUUAAUUCAAACACCAAAAAUUGUACAUGUAUUAGUGGAAGACUUAUGCAUUAUUGUAUUAGAAAACAAUGAUACUUACUUAGUAGAUAUAUCGCUAGAUUGCAGCUGUGGCCCAGUCCUAAUUAUUAGAGAAAGUAUUGUCAACAUAAUCGAUAUCAGUUUGUUCGGUCAAGAAAACUUUAUGCUAACACUAGAUGACCAUGGUCAAUUGAAAUUAUGGUCAAUUGCGAAUGAACGUAAACGCAGUUUAACCCAACGCCGGAACAGUACCAAAAAAUUCAAUCCUCUUAAUUUGUACUUGUAUUCCAGUCAAGUGGAAAUGAAAAAAUGUAAACAACAAAUUGACGAUAUGCCAUUAUGCAAAAGAGAUCGAGUGGUAGCAUUUUACAUUGAGUUAGUAUCGCAAUAUACCGAAGAAAUUUAUCUGCAUAUAGCUUUAAGAAAUGGUGACAUUUGUGUGCUAGUUUGGAACCCCGAUGAAGAGGAAUUUCAGCGCAGCUAUAUUCCAGUUUUACAAACAAAUUUCACUAACAUACGGUUUAUCUGUAAAAUGUUGAAAAAAUAUUAUGUAUUAGUGAAUACGUCAUCCGAACUAAGUUUCUGGAACUUGCAAGAUUGCUCUAACGUGCCUACCUCCUUUGAAUGGCCAUUACACGAAUCUAGCUUAGUAAGGUAUGAAGUUUAUAGCGAUGUCGGUCCAUCAUCUUACACUCACUUGAUAUUUAUUUUCACCGAUAAAAUUUUGAGCCUAGCCUUUCAAAAGCAACGUGUCACUUCUUUAAAUGGCGAUAUGCAAGUGUUAUUAGACAACGCUGACUAUCAUAUUACUUGCGCCAAAUUAUCAGCAGAUCGACGUUACCUGAUAUUGGGCACGAACACUGGGCUAGUGGUCUAUGAUGUCUGCACAUGCAGUGAAAUAAUGCGUAGCGUUGUUAGUGAACAAAUACGAUGCGUGGACGUAUUCGAUUUGGACGAUAAAGAAUACAAAUGUAUGAUUGUUUGUGGUGUAAAAAAUAAACGCAUUUUGUAUUUGCUUUGCUUACGUAAAACCGGAGAAGAUGCUUUAGGUUGGCAACAUAGCUCUAUUACCGAUGACAUUAUCCUAGAAGAACAAACCAAUAUAAGACUUUUAGGGCAAAAACUUUUCGACGUAACGUAUGAUGACUAUACCAAUUUAAUCGCUGCCGAUUCAAAAAAUAGGAUUCAUCAAAUUUGCACAUCGGAUACGAAAAACUGGUCAAUUAUAAAACCUGCGGGAAUAACGGAAAACAUUUCGGCAGUUGCGGCAUUUAGAAACUGGGCUUUUGUGGGCUAUCAGAACGGUGUCAUUUUUAAUGUAGGUGACGAGUCACGCGUGACGCCGUCUUUUACUAAUAACGCCAUUAGUUACCUCAAAGUAAUCAAUGAACGUAUCCUAGUAGCUUCUUCUUGCCAAGAUGAAUUAACGCUUAUUAAAGAUCUCAAUCAGAACAUUAAUACAAGAUGUCGAAUUAAUACAUUGUUUUCCUAUUCGGUGCUAGACAAUUACUUGAUUUUGAUAAAUAAUUAUGGUGCAGUGGUGGUCUUCAAAGCCAGCCCCAAAUUUGAUUAUAUUCAUCAUGUCGAUCCGGAGCCACAUUUCUACUUAAGUGAUAGCGAUUUUCAAAAUAAUACUUUGUUUUUAGCCUCAUCAUGUGAUUACUGUAUACGGAUACUCACAUGUCAAAAGUCACCGAAUGAUGAUUUGGAAUUGAUACAAAAGCAUCAAUUUAAACGAUGUGAAAUCGAGUGUAAAUUAAGUUGUUUGGCGGCAACUAAAGAUGCGUCGAUAGUGGCUGUUGGCUUAGAAAUUCAGAGCAAUGAAAAGACGAACUAUCAUAACGGUGACAUAGAAAUAUUUCAAGUAUUGGAUAACUAUAAUAUACAAUUUAUUUACUGCCUUAAAUCUCAUAAAACUGCCGUUUGUGAUAUGAAAUUCUCAAACAAAAAUGAGGUGCUAGUAAGCAUUUCCGAGCAAUUGUGCAUUUGGAAUACAGCUCAUGUCCAGAAUAAUCCAUUGAAUCGUGAUGUAUUUAAAAGACGUAGCUCCAGAUUUUCAUCCCAAAGGAGUUCGGAUUUAGAAGAAGUAGAUGCUAAUGUUUUGUCAAAACAACAUAACCGGAUGUUUUUGUGCGUUCAAAAGGACACAAGUAAGCUGAUAACACCGGGCGGCAUCACGACAAAAAUAGCAGAGACAUCGGAUUAUUUAAAUAAUUCGACAGAUUCAGUCUUUGAUUCACCAAAGAUAGGUGGAAGUUGUUGGGAAUGUUUCAGUGGCCCUGCCGACAAACCUGAGCUAUUGACCUGCAUUAAAUUUGACGGAAAUAAGGCCGAGCAAAUAUUUACUGAUAGAGAGUUUACGCAAUUUAACACAAUUGAUAAUGAAGGAGUAUUUUACAAUCUGACAUUAUUAACACGCUGCCAGCAAGUCUUUGCAGAAGAAAUGCCAGAUCAAUCGUGCAAAAUAAUUGCAGGUGACAGCAAUUAUUUAGAUCGACUCUCAGUGAUUUCCAAUAACUCAGGUUGCGAUGUCGUUGAUGCUAGCAAUACGUGACGCACUAAGUUACACAAAUACAAUUAUAAUAAUGUGUACAGUACUUUUAUUAUAUGCAAGAGGUUAGUCUCUUAUUUUACAAGAAUUCUUUCUUACUUCAUUAUGUACAUUUACUUAAUUUUAAACGAAUUGUGAUAUAUUUUGUUAUUAAUUAUAAGCUAUAAAUUUAUAUAUAUCGUUGUUUAUGCAACUGUUAAUUCAUUUAUGUACAACUGAAGUAGAGUGUUUCAAUUGCGUAAGUUUUUCUAGUAUUCGCGAACAGAAGACUGCAGUUGAAAGAGAACGAUAUACAUGGAAGGACAAAUGGAUCUGUUUAUUAUGUCAAUCUCGAAGGAUUUUGUCAGAUUAGACAAUUGCUUGGUUGGAGAGUCCAUAAACUUACAAAAAUUGCGAUGUAUACCUUUAAUGUGCACACAUAGGUCUCUAUUUAAAAAUAUUGCUCAUCGUCUCAAGCCCAGUAAUAAGUCGAUUAUACUGAGGGAUUUUAAGAAAUUAAAAAAGCCUUGCACCAAUUUUCCAAAACAAAUUAUAAUCCGCUUAGAAUUUUUUUGUCUGACGUUACUUGGUAUUUUGAUCAUGAAGACAUAAAUGGCAACUUUAGUGUUAUUUAUAACAUCCUUUUCUCAGCUAUUUUUUUUAUCGAUUCCGUUAAAGCCAUGUCCUACGAAUUUCUGUGUGUCUAUCUGUCUGUCUGUCUGUCUGUCCUGUCUGCUUUAGUGAUCUGUUAAGAAUUAUACCUAAUAUAAAAAGCGAGUUAUUUAAAAAAUACAAACAAAGUCGCUUCCUUAGAGACUUCACGUUAUACUCUAGUGUUAGCGGUAACUAUAAUUCCCUAAAAGAAUCGUGCUAUGCUAAUUUUAUUCAAUCAAUGAGAGGUAAACUUCUCAAUCCUCCUCGGUAAAUUCUAAAAGCAAAGUACGAGGAGCUUGCAUAGGGUUGAUUUUUCUAAUUCUUCUGUAAUAGCUGAGCUUUUUUGCCUGUUUUUUUCGGGGUAGGCUACCAUUCAUCAAAUACUCCGUUUGGUAAGUUCAUUUGACAUUUUUCAGUCUAUGCCCCUCUCUGAAGAUGAAGUACUUGUAUCGUUGUUGACUUUGAAUGUCUCUAAUUUUCCUGAUCCGGAUGGAAUUGCGUCUGUUAUUCUCCGCUGUUGAACUGAUUAGAUAUGCUUUCCUCUUAUGCAAAUUUUCAAUAACUGCUUGAAAAAAGUUUGCUUUCCAUCGGACUGAAAGGCUUGUUUUAUUUUCCCAAUUUACAAAAACGUACCCAGAAAAUGCAUUGAGAAUUACAGAGGCAUCACCAAGCUUAGCGUAUCGCCUAAACUGUAAACGUGUGUUAUAUCCCCCUGUGCGGUUUCUUAAAAGGCAGAACAAGUUUCACUAACCUUCGCAAGUUUUGCAUUCAAAUUUUCAAAACGUUUUCCGAACGCAUGGGACAGAGUGGAUCAUGGCUUGCUAGAUUGUCUUGGUUUUUCGAAUAAUGUAGUAACUUGGUGCAGUAGCUAAUCCACUGGUCGCACUCAACGUGUGUUAUUCAUUUCUGUCCGAUCCAGACCAAUCUCUGCUACUGCUCAUGUUCCAUAGGGUAGCCAUCUUGAACCACUCUGACUUAUAUUAUUUAUGAAUGACCGCCCUGAGUGCCUUCAACACUCCAGGGUGUUCAUGUUUGCGGAUGAAAUUACCCUUUCCCUCUGCUAUUACUUAUUGUGUGGUGUUAAACUCCUUCCGUAUAAUCUUGCGAGUGUGCACUUGGUGUGUGACUAACGGGAGGAUUUUGAAAUCAUAAAAAUUUAAGCAGUUGUUACUUGCUGGGAUUAGUAUGUUGUCCUCGUCUUAUAAGAUUAGUAAACAUAUUCUGAAAGAAGUGUUAAACUUUAAACAUUUAGGUGUGAUUUUUCACUUUAAACCUAGGUUUGAUACCUAUAUUGAG
Molecule: messenger RNA, 6505 nt
Organism: Glossina fuscipes
Lineage: Eukaryota; Metazoa; Arthropoda; Insecta; Diptera; Glossinidae
Gene: Dark
Exons: 11
Coding region: 146-4579 (1477 amino acids)
Molecular function (GO): ADP binding; protein binding
Source: RefSeq, a predicted model, not a curated record